AUGACUGAGAGCGCGUUCCUCGUCCGCGAGAUUGAAUGCGUCGUAACCGCGCCUUAUGCGCCCUCGUUGCAGGGCCUCAACGACCUUGCUCAGCGGGUUACCACCUCUACGAUUGACUCAUGGGCGCUUCAGAAACCCUGUCAAGUCGACCUUUUGGCCGAUGCCUUCGUUGAAGGAUUAUCGCGAUCGCGAGUGGCUCUUCCUCUAUUAUCUGUGUUUGCUCACACAACGGUCUUUCGAGAUGCCCUGCUGCAACGCCAUCCGGUCAUUUUGGAUACAUUUCUCCAAAAGGCAGUGGAUGCCGAAGAAUCCGAAUAUGACCCAGCAUGUAUUGCUCUGCUAUCGUCGCCACUUCCACCCGGUGUGGUAGCACCUGCUCGACUGGCCAGCUUCAUCACGAAGCUAGUCCAUGUAAUGGCAGGGAAGCCAUGCACAGAGACAUUGGCGCCCCUACACAGCCUGAUGAAUUCACUGCAAACGUCGCCGCGAAUCCUGGAUGAAGUCCCCUCCGAAGUAAUGUCCAACCUGCAGUCUGAAUUUACCAAGACAUUACGCAACCUCGACGACCACAUGGGCAACCUACUAUGUCUAGCCACAUUUGCACGAAUCGCAUCGAACCAAAAAAGCCAUGGCCACAAUCAACACGGAUCGGAGCCCCCAUCUUGGCUUCUUAACAUUAAACAUUUCUUUGGCGCCAAGCGAGGCCUAAAGACCUUAGAUUUGGUUGUUUUGCGUGUCAUCCUUGCCUGUUCCUCCAAUUGCAACCUGGCCCCAUCCCAGAUCGCUGAGAGCAUUGGCCUCGCAAUCUGUGUGUUAGAUGCGGUUGAGCUAGAGCAGAAGUAUGCUUGGGUAUCGAGCAACUCAUCUAAGAUUGCCAAGCUAUGUGAAAAGGUGGCCAGGGACGGCCUCGACCGGGAAACCCAGGUGAUGGGAAUGACGUUCUUGCUUUCUCUCCGUCCAGUGGCUGCACUCCCUUCUCAAAUCCGAGACCUCGGACUCCGUAUGCUUGUUUCUAGUGAUAGCCGUGGAGCGCUUGGGAAUAUGCCACGUUAUUUAGUAUCACGACUCACAGCGUCAUUGGCAAACUGCGAUGAGUCGAUCGUCUACGAAGUCCUUCGCUUCACUGUGGAUGCCUUGAAGGAUGACAGCCCAAAUCGAGGCUCUUUGUCGAGCUUGCAUACGGCCGCUUUGCUUCUUUCGGGAUUACAGUCAACUGAAUCCAAGCCAGUCGUAUCUUCACUUCUUAACUCGGUGUCCACGAAAGAAGCCAUUGCCAGUCUUUUCAGAAUAUACCCCGUCACUCAGAGUCAAGACGAGUGCCGCGGCUCCGAAGUAUGCUAUUGUGCUUACGCGGCUUUGAAGAACAAGAUUCUACUCAACCUAUUCGAAAUCUACUUUGCUGCUUCAUUGUCGAACAAUGGAAAUGCUACAGAUGUUAUGCUGAUGAAGUCUUUUGUCGAUCGCUCAGCAAGGUCUUUUGCCGACAAGAGCUGCUCGUUCUCGACAGCAAACUCGAGAGAUUUCCGAGGUUCAAUUUUCCUGCGCAGCACGCAAGAUUUUUCGUCCGCCGGACCUCCGACUAGGGAUUGGCGCUCUGGCGUCGCAGAAACCUUCAUGCAGAACGCCCAAGUCUCUCAUGAUAACAUGAUGAAGAAAAUCGGAGACAUCUGCUUUGAUCUGGAGCGUCGCUGCUACGAAGUUGAAGGUCCCUUACGCUCAGUGGAACAAGAACGAGAUUGUCAUAUCGCCGAAAAUCAAAAACUGAAGCAACAAAGUGAAGAGUUGCAGAAGCAACUAAACCAAUCCUCCCACGCUGUCGCUUGCCUACAGCACGAUCUCUCACGCAUGGGAGAGAAUGCCGAAAGUGCCUCAUGCCGAGUACAAGAGUUGACUGCAUCGAUUGGGUCUUUGAAUCAGGAACUUGAAGACCAGCGGCGCAAUUUUGAAAAUACACUUCAUAUGGAACGAGAAACCGCUCGAUCUAAAGAGCUUGAUUUUAUUGCCACAACUACGGAAAAAGAUGAUCAAUUCGAAGAGCUACAAGCGAAGACUCGUCGACUUCAAACUGAAAAUGAAGAGAUGCGACAAACCCUGGAUACUGCUUCAAAAGAGAUUACCACGUCAUCUAAAACGAGUGCGUCAUUGCAAAAUGAGCUUGAUGAGUUCAAAUCUCUCCUAGCGGAAAAUAAGAUCUUUUGCGGCCAGAAAAAGGAUGAAGUAAAGCAUCUACUGACAGACAAUGAAUAUUUGCGGAUGGAAAUUGGGACUAUGAAAGCAACGGUGGAGGAGCAAACUGCCGAAGCUGAAAAGCUGUACUCAGUAUUACGAGAGACUGAGGCAAAGCUCCAAUCGGAGACGGAAAAUUUGACGCGCAAACAUGGAGUUGAGAUUUCUCAGGUGGAAUCAGAGAUCGCCAAGCUCAAAAUCGAAAACUCUCGUUUGCAGGCCAAGAUGCUUGCUGCCGUGCACGAUACAUCUAAAACUGUCCAAGCCAAGGAUACGCACAUACACCAGUUGGAAAUAAAGAUUCAAUCGCUGCGCAAUGAGCGUGCCACCAAGGCCCGCGAAUUCUCUGAAGCACAGCAACAUAUUGGUCGCCUCAUGGGUGUCAUGGGUUUCACCGCGCCAACGACUGAGCCUCCAAUCGCGAAUAAAUAUCACCACACCAGAACUACCGACGCAGCUCAUUCCAUCACUAGACGCCAGUCAGAAGUUUAUGACGAUGAGGCUACACAACUCGCAGAAUCAUUUGACUCGCUUGCUUCCAACUUACAAGGACCCAGCCCUAAGCGACCAAAAGGUAACCGACGAUCAACGAUUCUGCCACAAGCACCACCCAAGGCUCCUGCGGCAGCCCCUAGGUCCAUUUCGCCUUCCACAGCCAAAUCCUCGAGCCGUCAUCCGCUUGCAGAAACUGACUUCAAUACCCCGGCCAAGUCACCACGGGAGUCUCUCAAGCACACCCAGUCAGAUGGAAACCAUCUACAGGACUUUGAUCUGGAUAUGGAUUUAGAAUUCUCCAAAAACUUCAUCUUUACCAGUACAGCAUUUUCUGGCUCGAACGACCGGGCACCCCCGCAAUAA
This is a messenger RNA of Penicillium atrosanguineum, 3084 nucleotides long. RefSeq lists its product as uncharacterized. The record is from RefSeq and is a predicted model, not a curated record. The transcript is spliced from 7 exons. NCBI's taxonomy places the organism in Eukaryota, Fungi, Ascomycota, Eurotiomycetes, Eurotiales, Aspergillaceae. Bases 1 to 3084 code for a protein of 1027 amino acids.